Molecule: messenger RNA, 1546 nt
Organism: Manduca sexta (tobacco hornworm)
Lineage: Eukaryota; Metazoa; Arthropoda; Insecta; Lepidoptera; Sphingidae
Product: golgin subfamily A member 6-like protein 22
Exons: 6
Coding region: 36-935 (299 amino acids)
Source: RefSeq, a predicted model, not a curated record
CUCCUCUUCGGCGCUAAGAAGGUCUCCGACAGAAGAUGCUCUCGCUUGGUUCGCGAGAUGCCUCCUAUUCAAAACAAACGCCGCGCCGUUCGGGCAGCGCGUCGCCGAGGAAAAGAUCGCCCGUCGGCAAAAUUUCUAAUGUGCCAAGUUCUUUGUCACAACUCCUCGGGACCUUCGACUAUGAGGAAAAUAGCAGCAUCCUGGAUUCCAUCCCGGAGCGUGAGUGGCGUCUGCUCGCAGCGCUGGCUCGCAAGAGAGAGGAGGAUGACGAGAGGGAACGGCUCGCCGAUCAAUUUAGGAAGAUGUGGCAGAAGGAAAAAGAAGAGAGAGAGAUGGUAGAAGCUGAGACCUUAGACCAAUAUAAGCGCUACCUGCACGCAAAGCGGCAACAGGAAAGGUCGUGGUUGGAAUACAAGAGGUUCCAGAAAGGCCUGGAGCAGCAGGCGAGAAGGGGCCAGCUCAUGGACUGCAUCAGACACAAGGAGCGCAGAAGCCAGGACUUGCUGGCUUGGAGAGAUGAUAAAAAGGCGACUGAAAUAAUAGACAAAGCUCUGGAAGAAGAAGCGAGAGCGCAGUUGGCAGCCGACAGACGGAUUCGGAUGUCAGAAGCUGAGCAAUGGAAGAAGCGGGUAGAACUGCUGGACGCUGAGAAGAAAUCCAACGACGCCAGGAAACGUCGCAGCGCUAUCUUAAGGGACGCUUCGCAGCGAGUGGCGAUCUCCAACGCCCUAAACAGCUGGGAGUCGUCGCUGCUCCGCCAGGAGAUGUGCGCGUUGGAGUCGGCUCGGCGCGCGCAGCACGCGGCGCACGCGGCGCUCACGCACGCUCGCAGCGCGCGCCUCGCCCGCGCCAGGGACGCGCGGCUGAGGCGGGCGCGGAAACUCGCCGCCAUUACCGCUCAGAUGAGAGACGCUGUCAGGACUGGCAGGUCGUAGAGGGGCGGGAGCUAAUUUACUGUGUUUAAUGUGUCAGUAUUUUAAGUUUUGUAAAUUAUUAUGACAGGCACAGGAAGUCCACUGCUGAACAUAGGCCUCCCCCAAGGAUCUUGGCUUCCUGUGGCUGUGAUGAUGAAGAUGAAAUUAUUAUGAGUGUUAUGUGUUUGUUCGUGUUUGGUUUAGUAUUUUAAACCCAACAGGAAAUACGAGAAAGAAUCUCUUUUGUAAAAUCAAUAGAGACUGAAGAAAUCUAUAAAGAUUUCGUUGGUUUACAGUGCAGUAGUUACUAUAUCAAACAUUAGCGUGAGCAAAAGUUUACGUGUAAUGGAAAUAUCUGGCUAUCUCUCUCGCACAACAAUGUCACAAUAACAGUGACGUCACUGCGACUGUCUAUGCUUGUCUAUUCUUACUUUUUUUGACAUUUUAUAUUUCUGUUUUUAUCUUAUUUUUAAUAUAGCAUUAAAAUCAGCUCCACAUUACGCUCAGUAAAUUUGAUAAUACAAUAAGAAACAGUAUUAGUUGUAAUUAGUUUGUUUAAAAAUUCAUGAAUGUAAUUGUUUAUAAAGUUAACGUCCAAAGAGUACAAAGAAACAAUAAAUAACUAUAAAUAU